GAUUGCGGUAGUCCAAAAACAGCAGUGACGAACACGAUGACGAUGCCGAGUUAGUCAUCGUGGCCGUUUACUCUCGGCUCCUUUUCUUCCACCCGCGCCGGGUGACAGCGCCAAAACCGAAAAGGAGAUAGCGUUGCGACACUUACGCGCCGCGCGCGGCGAUGCGUUGCAACAUUUCACGCGGCCUGUCAAGGUGAACGCCUGCGAAAGGCCUGCGACCGUGGCGAGAUCUCUACCUCUCGUCCAAUGUAUCAUCUCGAUCGCUGAGGCACCCUUCGCGCGUGUUCCUCGCUUCCUGGUGUGCUGGACGUUACUGGCCAUCGAGCAUGGAAGACUACAAGUUUCUCUUCAAGGUCGUGCUCGUGGGGAACGCCGGCGUAGGCAAGACCUGCCUGGUGCGACGAUUCACUCAGGGUUUAUUUCCACCUGGACAAGGUGCAACAAUUGGAGUUGAUUUUAUGAUUAAGACUGUUGAAGUAGAAAAUGAAAAAGUCAAGUUGCAAAUUUGGGAUACUGCGGGUCAGGAAAGAUUUCGUUCUAUCACUCAAAGUUAUUAUAGAUCAGCUCAUGCAUUGAUAUUAGUUUAUGAUAUUUCUUGUCAACCCACAUUUGACUGUUUACCAGAUUGGUUAAGGGAAAUCGAAGAGUAUGCAAGUAAUAAAGUUCUUAGGAUAUUAGUAGGAAAUAAAAUUGAUCGGGAAGAUAGAGAAAUACCAACACAUGUAGGAGAAGAUUUUGCACAAAGACACGGAAUGUACUUUUUAGAAACAUCUGCGAAAGAAGCAGAAAAUGUAGAGAGAUUAUUUAUGGAAAUAGCAGCUGAACUUAUGGAGCAAGCACGCAGUAAGGAAUUACCUCGAUAUGAAACGAACACAACUUCAAUAAAUGGUAAAACGACAUCGAUCGGUGAUACUAGCAAUUGUGGUUGCAGCCGGCUCUCUUAAGUAAUUUUUGUAUGUAACAUUAAGUAUUUCAGUAAGGUAUUUUUAGUUUUAUAUAUAUAUAUAAAAAUGAUAUUAUAUCUUUUUUUAUCAAUACACGGUGAUUGAAUAAUGAGCGUAUAAAUAUUCGGUAACUUAAGAGAUAUCUAGUACAUGCGUACAUCUUUAAUACAGUGUUAUUGUUUAGCAUUUAAUAAUAUUAUAUACUGUGUUGUUUUAUGCUACGUUGUAAGACAUAUUUAAUAUUUAAAACAGAGAUAUAAGAGAGAGAGAGAGAGAGAGAGAGUUUAAACAUAUUAAGCACUAGCUUUUGUAUAGAACACUUAAUUUUUAUAGAUAUACAAUUACAGCGCAAUUUAUAUAUACUCUAUUAUUACCAAAUCUAAAUAUUAAUACCAAAUUUGAUUUAAUCGAGGUAAUCCAUGCUGUUUAACAUUAAGUUGUUUAAGUAUCUGUUUCCGUAUGUGAUGAGAAUGCAUUUCACAUAAUUGUACAAUAUCUUUUGUUACUUCAAAAGUACAAAUAGUCAUUAUCACUAUAGAUUUUGGUAACCUGUCCAAAAUCUUAUUAGUAACAAUAAGAUUUUUACAACAUAUUACACAAGCCUACAAUGUAUAAAGUUAUUUUUAAAGUGCAAUAUUUACAUGUGUUUAUCGUGCUAUUUUGAAAAAAAAAAAACAGCUCACUAUAUUGCUGAUAACAGCAUGUUAAAACUAAAGCAUAGAUGACUUAACACUCUAAUAUACAGUAAUUGGUGAGAAUCUUUCCUUAUUUUAAUAGGAAUCAUCAUUUGCAAAAGCUUGCAAAUUCGCGGAUGAUCUGAACAUAUAGACAUGUAUUAUUUGUUGUAUAAUAAUGUAGGAGAAGCGAUAUAUUGCAAGAUAUGUAUAACAUUAUUAUACAUCUAUUAUAGCAUUUAUGUGAUCUAAUUUUUUGUUAUAUAUUUACUUUAUAUAUUUGUAAUUAUGGUUUAUAGGUAAUGGUUGAUUUUAUUAAGUAUUCUAUUUAUAUCUAUUGUGUGUAAUGUUGGGAUUGUGAAAAUUGUUUUUUAUUUAUGUUUCUAUAAAUUAAGAUCUCUUCGUUAAACUGCUAGUAUUGUACUAGUAUUUUGGCACAUUACUCUAGUCUUCACACUUCUUUUAUGUUUUAUACACAAUUAAAUACAAUAUGCAUAUAAUUGUUAACGAUAUGUAUAUUGUGUUAUAAACUCUACUCGUGGCUAAAACUCUUUAUCUUACUUUUAAGAUAUAGUUUGUAGCUUAUCACUACCGCGCGCACGCGAUAGUAAGUUUUUUCUUCUUUAUACGGAUUAUAUAUGAAAUUUAAAUGACAAAUAUUCAUAAUUAGUUGAAAUCAGAGAAAUAUGAUCCUUGGAAAAUUAUUACAUUCCUAAUUUUUACAUAUUCUUUGAUAUUGACUUGAAUUUACAUACUACGCUUAUACGCAUUCGAUAAGCUCCAUUCUAUGUUACUUUAAAUAUAAUUAAAUGUGUCUUACUUUAUAGUUGAUAUCCUAGAUUUUCUAAGAUUUUAUAAAUUGAGUUAAAUUAAUACACAAACGGUUCGAUUGAAAGUUACUCCAAAGAGAUUUUAUAUAACAAUGUUUUAUUAUAUGAUUACACAAUGUAAGUUAGUAACAACGCAAAAUACGAAUCGUAACUUGUAAUAAAAACCACAUUGGUAAAAACAUAUCAAUUCUUUUUAUAUGGAAAUACAGAAUGCUGCUAUUAUUA
This is a messenger RNA of Odontomachus brunneus, 2673 nucleotides long. RefSeq names its product ras-related protein Rab-30-like. Gene Ontology annotation, molecular function: GTP binding; GTPase activity. Bases 327 to 944 code for a protein of 205 amino acids. The record is from RefSeq and is a predicted model, not a curated record. Lineage: Eukaryota; Metazoa; Arthropoda; Insecta; Hymenoptera; Formicidae. The transcript has 5 exons. Gene Ontology annotation, cellular component: trans-Golgi network.